Molecule: messenger RNA, 1543 nt
Organism: Nannospalax galili (Upper Galilee mountains blind mole rat)
Lineage: Eukaryota; Metazoa; Chordata; Mammalia; Rodentia; Spalacidae
Gene: Vdac2
Product: voltage dependent anion channel 2
Exons: 10
Coding region: 186-1070 (294 amino acids)
Biological process (GO): monoatomic anion transmembrane transport
Cellular component (GO): mitochondrial outer membrane
Molecular function (GO): voltage-gated monoatomic anion channel activity
Source: RefSeq, a predicted model, not a curated record
GGCUGGGGGAGGCCAGGCUUGCGGGUGGGGGGUGGAGAGCGCAACAGUGUCUCCUUCACUUCGCCCUCCAGCCGCGGCGGCUGCAGCGUAAUCCCGACACAGCCGAGCAGCCUGAGCAGCUAGCCGAGGGCGGCGGCGGCGCUCCUCAGGACACCCGCAGAUCACCUUUUCCCCACGGCUUCGCCAUGGCAGACUGUGUACGGACCUGCGCGCGGCCAAUGUGUAUCCCUCCAUCAUAUGCUGACCUUGGCAAAGCUGCCCGAGAUAUUUUCAACAAAGGAUUUGGCUUUGGACUGGUGAAGCUGGAUGUGAAAACAAAGUCAUGCAGUGGUGUGGAAUUCUCAACAUCUGGUUCAUCUAAUACAGACACUGGUAAAGUUACUGGGACCUUGGAGACCAAAUAUAAAUGGUGUGAGUAUGGUCUGACUUUCACAGAAAAAUGGAACACCGAUAAUACUCUGGGAACAGAAAUUGCAAUUGAAGACCAGAUUUGUCAAGGUUUGAAACUGACAUUUGAUACUACAUUUUCACCAAACACAGGAAAGAAAAGUGGUAAAAUCAAGUCCUCUUACAAGAGGGAAUGUAUAAACCUUGGCUGUGAUGUUGACUUUGAUUUUGCUGGACCUGCAAUCCAUGGUUCAGCUGUCUUUGGUUACGAGGGCUGGCUUGCUGGGUACCAGAUGACCUUUGACAGUGCCAAAUCAAAGCUGACAAGGAGUAACUUUGCAGUGGGCUACAGGACUGGAGACUUCCAGUUACAUACUAAUGUCAAUAAUGGGACAGAAUUUGGAGGAUCAAUUUAUCAGAAAGUAUGUGAAAAUUUCGACACUUCAGUAAACCUUGCUUGGACAUCAGGUACCAACUGCACUCGUUUUGGCAUUGCAGCUAAAUACCAGUUGGAUCCUACUGCUUCCAUCUCUGCAAAGGUCAACAACUCUAGUUUAAUUGGAGUGGGUUACACCCAGACUCUGAGGCCUGGUGUGAAGCUUACACUGUCUGCUCUGGUAGAUGGGAAGAGCUUUAAUGCUGGAGGCCACAAGCUUGGGCUUGCCUUGGAAUUGGAGGCUUAAUCCAGCUGAAAGAAACCUCUGGGAACUGAUAUCAGAAGAUUUGGCCUUAAUAUAUUUCCAUGUGACCAGCAGGCUCACCCUCUUCCCCUUCCCCCCAGAAGGUGAUCAAAGCAAAGGAUGAUCUAAACAAGAGCUGUAUUUUAAAUAUUUAGACAGUUACCUGUUAGCUGGUUUAGUUGAAUUGGUUACCUAGUUAUCAGUGCUGCAGUCGUGCAGUCACCUAUACAUUAUUUAAUGUAUUUAACUGUUAAAUGUGCUCCCCACCAAUAAUGAAAUAGACGUUUAUGAAAACCGUGCCAUGGUGUGCAUUAUGUUCCUUUUAACACUGACUAUUGCUGUUGAAUGAGAUGGAUCAGUGGAUGUUUUGAGAUGAGGUUAAAGAUAAGGUUUUUUUUUUUUGUUAAAUUCAACCAUUAGAAUUACUUUUGGUAACCCAAAACAUUACAAAUUAUGAAUAAAACAAGUGUACAUAA